Molecule: messenger RNA, 1858 nt
Organism: Oryza sativa Japonica Group (Japanese rice)
Lineage: Eukaryota; Viridiplantae; Streptophyta; Magnoliopsida; Poales; Poaceae
Product: gamma-interferon-responsive lysosomal thiol protein
Molecular function (GO): oxidoreductase activity, acting on a sulfur group of donors, disulfide as acceptor
Source: RefSeq, a predicted model, not a curated record
GAGAAACAAAAUCAUUCAAAAUAAAAAAGGAACAGAGUAAAGAACAGGAAAAGGAAAGCAGAAGAAAUCUAGCUCUGAGAUCUCUUCCAGGUCCCUCCCUUUACUUGUUCUCUUUUACCUGCAGCAAUAAGAUAACCAACUAGGUCAUCCUACAACUCAAAAAUCUUUGUCAUUUUAUUUUUCGAACCGACUCCAGCUUACAGUUAAAAAUCUUUGUCAUUUUAUUUAGAUGACAUGUAAUAAACGGGUGAGUCCACUCGAGCCGUUAAAACAGUUUCCCUCAUAUGUGCAGUCAUCGGAGUUUCUAGUGACGUAGCCCAUGCCCCAUAGCCCCAUAGGAACCUGAUCGUCGAUAUCUGCGGCAUCCAGCAUAAAGUCACUCGGUGCUCUUGUGUGGAGUUCGAACAUGUAAUCGUACGUUGAACCCCACAGCCACAGGUCGCCACACCAUCGAAAGCAAAGGCUACAGUAGCAAGCGGCAAAGCUGGUUCUUCUCACUCGAUUCGAUUCGCCGGCCUGACAUGAAGCCACGCUCGCUUCUUGAAAACCUGUCUCCCGCGCAACCUGACCUGGGAAAAGGCUGCCUUCCAGGAGAGGAGAUGAUCCAAGAGCAUCUCCUCCUCCGUCUCCUUCCUUUCGCCUCCAAAAGGAGCUAAAGCAUAUCGAUCUCGCGAUCGAUCGAUUCGAUCGACGACGCGUACAUUGGCUAGCCCCCUGCACCAAAAAAAAAAAAAGGCGGCGCCUUUAGCUCUCUUUUCCUCUCCCCGCUUGCCCCAUGGCUUGUUGUUCUUGUUCUUCCUCCUCGCGAAUUCUUCCUCGAAUCCUCAUCUUGUCCCUCGUACUGUUCUCCUUCGCCACGGCGCCAUGCGCCGCUGGGAGGGUCACGAUGUCGGUCUAUUACGAGACGCUGUGCCCGUUCUGCUCCGGCUUCGUCGUCAACGAUCUCGCGAGGAUCUUCCGGGACGGCCUCUCCCCCGUCGUUGACCUCCGCCUCGUCCCCUUCGGCAAUGGCCGCGUCUCGCCCGACGGAUCGAUUACCUGCCAGCAUGGAGAGGAGGAAUGCCAACUCAAUGCGAUAGAAGCUUGCGUGAUCAGACUUUGGCCUGACGCGGAACAGCAUUUCCCUUUCAUUAAUUGCAUUGAGCAUUUAGCGCUGACUCAAAAAUGGAACGCGUGGCAAUCUUGCUUUCAAGAAACUGGUCUAGCCUCUCAACCUGUUAUGGACUGCUAUAACUCAGGGUACGGCACACAGCUUCAACUCCAGUAUGCUGCAGAGACGAAUGCCCUUCAGCCUCCUCAUCAGUUUGUACCCUGGGUGACCGUAAACGGGCGCCCCCUUGGUGAUGAUUACACAAAUUUUGAAGCCUACAUCUGCAGAGCUUAUGAUGGUGAACUUCCUGAGGCAUGCAGGGGGAAACACCUCGCCAUUGCUCAACAGACAAGAGCAAGCCGAGGAGGCAAGAGGGAUCCACAAAAGUUGGCCGUUCUACUUGCCUUCUGCAUCGCGGUGUGGUUCUGACCUCUCUGGAGCGCCAUUUCGUCGAGAAAACUCAAACAGUUCAAGAUCAGAUGAAGCUAACCAAGUAGACUAACAAAUACGGAGUAGAAGUAAACAACAUUCGCAAACAAGGCAUUGUGUAGCACAUAAAGUUGCGAAUUUUUUCCCCCUUUCUUUGCCUCUGCAAAAAAAAUUUCUCUCUUUUCUCUAACAGCGAGUUCAGUAUCAUUGACUGUCUCAGAUAAGGAGACUAGUCACGCUCACGCUUGAUUGUUCUAUUAGGCCUGUUGUUAUACAGAUCAAGUGUAAAUAAAACUGUAAACAGCAAACCGGUGGAGCUGAAGGACUCUUUUUAAGACA